Fopius arisanus is the source of this 2172-nucleotide messenger RNA. RefSeq lists its product as uncharacterized. NCBI's taxonomy places the organism in Eukaryota, Metazoa, Arthropoda, Insecta, Hymenoptera, Braconidae. The record is from RefSeq and is a predicted model, not a curated record. The coding region runs from base 86 to 1906 and encodes 606 amino acids. The transcript is spliced from 5 exons.
AAGUGAACAACCAGCCUAUUGAUACCAGUGAAAAAAUAAAAAAUCUCAAUUAUGAUUGAACGUGCGUGAAAUUGGAGUGCACGAGAUGUUCGAGACUGGACGGAGAUCGGCAAUUAGCAGUUCAGAGCUGGGACUUUACUCUGAUCGCGCUGAUCGAUACAAUUCGAGUAAAUACGGACCUGUCGUCAGGAAAUUUGCUAUUGUGGUCAUGGCUAUCGUCGCUGUAAUUUUGGCCGCUAUAUUCAUCUACGAUUUUGCCUCCGGAGCAUCAGCAAGCAGCAAAGUCAGCCAGGAGACAAAGCACAUCUACAUCCUGCAGAAUGCCCUGAAAAAAUCCUCGAGUCUCCCCAAAAAAAUUCCAACAACAUCCCAAAAACCAGAGGUCGAGAGACUCUCGAUGACGAGCAUUGAAGAGCGAUAUGACGACGACAUAAAAUCCCUGUCCUUCAUCGAUCCCUCAAACAAAUCCGAAAAGUAUGGAAAGAGUCUGGAGCCUGAUCCACUGGAGCCACGAUCCCAGAGUCUUGAAAAUUUCAAAUUACGCAAGAGAUUAUUGGAAUCAGCCGAGAGCGAAGACGUUGGUGAGGAGGAAAUCGAGUCUAAGCAAUUAUUCAGCAAUCACGCAGUCGUCUAUCGAGUCAGACAAAUGUAUCCCCAUGGACCAGACGACAACGAGGAAGCUCCAGAGGAUCUACGACCCACCCCUUUUCACUUCAAACUCCAGAACCCGACGCCCACAUCCUUCCAACGCCUCAAAUUCCCUCAAUUAUCCCAGUACAGGUAUCCCCACAACUCCCGAAACAUUCAGGACAUAAUAAAAUACCUGACGAACGACCCGGAGAGUCCGAAACGAGGAAUUAAAUUCACUGGAGUGUACAUGAACCCAAAGAAGUACGACCUAUACCCCGACAUCGGCGAGAUGAUGGCUAACAGCGAUAAAUCCGAGAUAUUAGUCCCUGGAGAUGAUGAAGACCCUGAGGACUCUGACAGUUCUCCAUUUCUCUUCAUGAAUAAUGAUCCUUUCUAUCCUUACAAGCCUAAACAUCCUGCGGACGUCAAUCUCCUAGCACCUGCCAACCUUAGGUUUUCACCUGCGGGUCUUCAAAGGUACAAUCCCUACUACGAACAAUAUAUGCAGCGUCCGAUCAUCAUGAGACCACCUCCACCCGUCGAAUCAACCUAUGACAAUGGUGCAGGCUACUCAGCCUAUGGGAACAAGAAGAGGAAGGCAAAGCCCUUCAGCGUGAUGCUGGAUAUCUACCCCAUCACCGAAAUUAAUGAUCAACCGACGAAUAAGAAAGUUUCACGACCUAGACCGAGUGAAGAGGACUAUUCAACAGAUUCCAGAAGACCUAUGACCUUUGGUCGAGGUGGGAGAUACUACGGGGGCCAUCCCCAACCGAUUCCUGUCGUCGCUUUUCCAGCGAGUCCAUCUGGAACGGAAGAGGAGGAGAAGCAGCAAAUGGUAUUUCACCUGAAUUUGUAUCCCCGGAAGAAGAACAAACUCAGCAGGAAAGAUAUUAUCCAGAGAUCCGAGGCAAUGCCUCCAGAGAAUCAUGAGCAAUUCGUGAGGAAAGUCAUGUCUCCAUUUGAUACAAUCACCAAACAAUUGACUGAUCACUCUGCCAUUGAGGAAUCGAAACUAGAAGAGGCAGAUAACGACCCGACUAAUUUACCAUUGACCAAAUACGAAGAGAGCUUUCUGGAAAUGCCGAAUGAAGAGGACAAAAAGCCCCAGGAUGUACUGUUCAAUCAUCAGGGUAAUAAGAGCGAGGAAAGUAUUGAUAAUAUGAGCGAAGCUAACGAGACUGUCUCAGGAGGAAUAAAAAAUUCAACCUCUGAUUUGGAUGUCGAUACCCCCGAGGGUUUUCAGAAAUUUGCCGAUGGUCUGGUAGCGACAGACUAAUUACAAAGAGCAAUCCAAAGAAUAAAUCCUGUACGUAAAAUUGGAAAAUACUGUAAAAGUGAAAGUAUUAGAAGUUAUUGUCUCCACAUAGUAGCAGACAUUCACCAAUUAGAGUAAUUCCGAGUUUCACUUUGUAGAAAAAAAUAAUGUGAUAUCGUAAGACCGAUUUACGACUAUUUUAUCAUGUUUUUUGCACCAUAAAAUCGUCGAUUUAUCGAAAAAAAAGAAAGAUAAAACAUUGGGUUGGUACCAGCUGUUACCUUGAC